AUGUUUCAGACUUCAUCGGGUGAUAAUCGUCAGUCUUCGCAGAGUGCACAACGAGUUGAAGAGGCUAUCGGUAUUUUGAAGGAUGAUAAAGAAUUUGAAGAAUUCGAAAAAGAAUCCUGGUCAACUUCUGAGGAGGAGACCGCUGAUCUGUAUGUUUGGGAUGAUAAAUGGGACUGUGAAGUUGAACUAGACGAUGAAUUCACUGAAUAUUUAAGAUGCGAAUUAACUAAACUUGGCCAUAUACAGAACUCGACGAGUUGAUAUAUAUCUAGAAAAGACUCGUGUAAUUUAUCAUAUGUGUAACAUAUUUUUCUGUAUGAUAUUUUUUUGUUACAAUUGUUAAUGUUUCAACUGAGAGUGUACAUGUUAACUGAUAAUAAUCUUUCCUUUUCUAUCCAAUAAAUCCAUGUACCGUUUCUUAAUUGACCCUUUUUUUAAAUAUUUUUGAAUGCACUAAAGCAUUCUGUAUACGAAAAAAUGUCUGUAGAUUAUCCUUCAUCUGUAGAUGACUAAUCCCGAAAUGUAUUUUGCAUUCUAAACGAUCAAAUUGUUAUUUUGUUCUGGCUUUCUAAGUGUUCUUUAGAAGGUGAAGGAUGUUGGCAUGAACGUAGGACAUGAUGAUAUGAUGGUAAACGCAUGUAAUUCUCUAAAGGUCCCCUCCUUUCCAUCAAAUAUUUUUAUUCGAUCCGACCAAAGAACAGUUAGAAUGCUGAAGCAGAACAAUAAUUUAGUCGUUCAAAAUAUCAAGUAUAUUUCCGGAUAAGUUGUGAUGUGUUGAGACGUGAUGUGCUACCUUGGCCGAUUAAAGACCGUGAGCGGAAAGUCGAGUUUGCCAAGGUUUUAAGGUACUUAAACAUGUAUCUUCCACCCGCUUUGAAAUUUAUGGGCUAAUACUUUCGGGAGGUUUUAUUUCACGGUCCUCUGAGAAUACUUGGGAGGGGUGUCGAUGUAGUUGAAGAUUGAACGAUCAAUUCAUGGUUGUUUGCUCAAACCCGACUCCUCCAUAUUUUUCGCGGGAGUCAUCAAUCCAGCAGUCAUCGUCUCAUCGUUCGCUGUUCAUUGGAAGACAGAGAAAAACUAUCAGAAGUAUUAUCGUGAUUUAUUGUUAUAACAUUUAUUCUUAGACCCUGUGUAUAAUAACCUUAUUGUUGGUUACAUAUUGGCGUUAAGAAUAAAGGAUUCUCGAGUCGUCAAUCUGUGUUCUGGUAUUUUCGCGUUGAUUAUUACAAAUUGUUUCUGGAAUUCUUCCAAGGACAGCGUGAGGUCGAGCGUUGUAACAGCUGGACAUUGACAGUUUCUGAGAGUUGGCUGACAAGGAGAGUGUAAGCUGUCAUAUUGGUACCUUCAUAUCACCAUACCUUACGUGUUCUUCUACAUCCUUUGUAUUCUCAAAACCCAUAAGGCAUACACUGGCUUAAAACUUCUUUCUGAAAGAGGUCCUACAGUGAUGGAGUUAGGGGAACCUUUUUAUAUCUGAACGAUGACUAAAUUGGUAACGAUGAAUGGUAUUGGUUAGUACAGUGAUAAUAAUGUUAGUAACUUUUAUUGUGUUUGGGAUGCCAUUUGUUUUUCAUUCAAAUUUUUAACCAGUGGAGACUUUUUGAUAUGGCAACCCAGCUUGCAUACUAGACAACAGUUAGUAUUACGUGAUUAGAAAGAAUAGUUCACAUUAGGACACUGGAUUUUUAUUCAGAUUAAGCUUAUUCCGAUUUUUACUGUAAUUGAAGAAGCACUUAGUGACAUGUUCUCUGCAGUGAUAUUUAAACAUUAUUUAGUUAUCAAUAUGUUCUUCCAUUUUAGUGUUUUAAAUGAUCUCUGGGGCAUAUUUUUGUUGCUGGUCACGUAGUAGUUGUGUGGUGAGAGCUGGCUGCUAGC
Molecule: messenger RNA, 1875 nt
Organism: Trichobilharzia regenti
Lineage: Eukaryota; Metazoa; Platyhelminthes; Trematoda; Strigeidida; Schistosomatidae
Source: the annotation of a GenBank genome assembly